Messenger RNA from Talaromyces atroroseus, 537 nucleotides. RefSeq lists its product as hypothetical. The record is from RefSeq and is a predicted model, not a curated record. Lineage: Eukaryota; Fungi; Ascomycota; Eurotiomycetes; Eurotiales; Trichocomaceae. The transcript is spliced from 2 exons. The coding region runs from base 1 to 537 and encodes 178 amino acids.
AUGGCCUACGUACUUGAGCCAGAGAUCGAUCAACCUACGGCUGAACUUAUUGUUCAGCUUCAACUUGAAGAUGCUGCUUUUUACUUCGAAUCGUCCAAAAGAAAAUCUAGACAUCCUACAAGCGAAGAAACAGCAUUUCAAUUACACAAUGAGGAGUUGGAUGGCGCUUUCCAGUUUCUCGCGGAUAGACGGAUGGCGAUGAGUUUCGCGGCCGCGGUUCAAGCCGAUGGACAAACUCUGGCUAACAGCCAAAUUGAAGAAGAUACUGCGACCAAAGACCGAGAUAUUGCUAGUCACUGGGUGGAAAAUGGAUCUCCUGUGACACUGGAAGACCCCCAAAAAGAAUCAACGGCAUUGGAUGAUGAGAUUCUGGCUAAACUUCAGAUCCUAUACAUGUCUGGUCUAGAAGGAUACCAUGCCAUAGAGAGCGUGGAAAAUACCAGCACAGAGAUUGAGCAACCUGAAUCUUCUACUUGGGCAGCCCAGCGGAAUCGCCAAUUAUCACGACAAUUGCAUCGUUAUCGCAAGAGAGAAUGA